Sipha flava (yellow sugarcane aphid) is the source of this 1220-nucleotide messenger RNA. RefSeq names its product ribonuclease H2 subunit A. The coding region runs from base 192 to 1133 and encodes 313 amino acids. Gene Ontology annotation, biological process: DNA replication, removal of RNA primer; mismatch repair. Gene Ontology annotation, molecular function: RNA binding; RNA-DNA hybrid ribonuclease activity. The record is from RefSeq and is a predicted model, not a curated record. The transcript has 6 exons. Lineage: Eukaryota; Metazoa; Arthropoda; Insecta; Hemiptera; Aphididae. Gene Ontology annotation, cellular component: ribonuclease H2 complex.
GUCUAUGACAAUAAAUGCGUACUCUCUUUUAACUUUUAACAUUUUUAAUGUCCAAAUAAUUUAUUAUUUUCAACGAAUUAGAUUUUAAAUUCUAAUUGAUUUUUAAAUCAUACACGCACAGUACCUUGUAUUUAAAAUAAAAUCAGUUGUUUUUUCUCUCUUACAAAUCGCAGUUAUAAUUAUUUAUCAACAUGAAUGUUUGUAAUUAUAAAGUUUGCCAAUCCUUUUCAGACGUAAAAUCGGUAAUCUCAACCGAAAACAAUUCAUUCGAUGUCCGCAUUGAAUCAGAAUUGCCGGAAACGUCGACUACAGAGAAAUGUAUAUUAGGGAUCGACGAAGCCGGUCGUGGUCCUGUCCUUGGGCCAAUGGUGUAUGGAACUUCUUACUGUUCAAUAGACAAUCAGUCUGUACUAAAAACAUUAGGAUGUGCAGAUUCCAAAGUAUUAUCUGAACAAGCACGUGAUGAAAUAUUUGAUGGAAUUAAUAAUCAAGGCGAUUUACUUGGAUGGGCUGUACAUAUCAUAUCACCAACUACAAUUAGCAAUUGUAGCUUUAAGAGACAGAAGUGCUCUUUAAAUGAAAUUUCACACAAUGCAGCUAUUGGUUUAAUACAACGUGUUUUGGAUAGAGGUGUAAGUCUUUGUGAAGUAUUUGUUGAUACAGUUGGACCUCCAGAGAAAUACCAAGCAAAAUUGUUAUCAAUAUUCCCACAGUUAAAAAUUACUGUAUCCAAAAAAGCUGACUCUUUGUUUCCAAUUGUAAGUGCUGCUAGUAUUUGUGCCAAAGUUACUCGUGAUGCGGCAUUAAAACAUUGGAAAUUUAUUGAGAGACCCGAUGAAGAUAUUGACUCAAAUUGGGGAAGCGGAUAUCCAAAUGAUCCAGUUACAAAAGAGUAUUUGAAAAAAAAUGUUGAUGCAGUAUUUGGAUUCCCUAAUAUUGUACGAUUUUGUUGGUCUACAGCAGAAUUAGUACUAAAAAAUCAAGCAGCACAAAUAGACUGGUCUGAUGAUGAGGAAGACAAAAAUAAAACAUCAGUACCAAUUACAUCUUUUUUUGGUCAAAAUGGCAAAGAAGUACGCCAAAAAACUUCUUUUUUUGAUGAUAGAGGUCUAGUAGUAACAACUAACAUUUAGUACUAAUGAGCUGAACUAUUAUUGUAUGUUUAAUUUAAAUAAUAAAUAAUAAUUAAUGUUAUUUUUAAUAUAUAGUCUGAAGUAUAU